Peromyscus californicus insignis is the source of this 5301-nucleotide messenger RNA. RefSeq names its product RIMS-binding protein 3-like. The record is from RefSeq and is a predicted model, not a curated record. Gene Ontology annotation, cellular component: manchette; nucleus. Gene Ontology annotation, molecular function: protein binding. NCBI's taxonomy places the organism in Eukaryota, Metazoa, Chordata, Mammalia, Rodentia, Cricetidae. The coding region runs from base 74 to 4909 and encodes 1611 amino acids. The transcript has a single exon. Gene Ontology annotation, biological process: fertilization; neuromuscular synaptic transmission; spermatid development.
CGGCCGGGGGCGGCGGCCGUUGGCUAACUGGCCUACCAAGCUAGCUCUGGCUUCUUGCCCAGCUGCGGCCACAAUGACAAAGGAUUCACCCACCCCCUUGGGUGGUGGCCGCGCGUCGCCCAAGAAGCCAGGCAGCCCCGGGCCAGCGGCAGCAGUGCUGGAGGAGCAGAGGCGAGAGUUGGAAAAACUGCGGGCAGAGCUGGAGGCCGAGCGCGCGCGCGGCCGGGCGGAACGGCGGCGUUUCGAGACCCAGUCGCGCCAGCUGCGGGAGUCCGCCGAGCAGGAGCGGCAGCAGCUGGCUGACCAUCUGCGCUCCAAGUGGGAGGCUCGACGCCUCCGGGAGCUGCGGCAGCUGCAGGAGGAGGUGCAGCGCGAGCGUGAGGCCGAGAUCCGGCAGCUGCUGCGCUGGAAGGAGGCAGAGCUUCGGCAGCUGCAGCAACUGCUGCACCAGGAGCGCGAUGUUAUAGUGCGCCAGGCUCGGGAGCUUCAGCGCCAACUGGCCCAGGAGCUGGUGAACCGCGGUUACUGCGGACGCUCGGGGGCGCCGGAAGCCUCCGCGGCUCAAUGCCACUGUCGCCUGCAGGAAGUGCUGGCGCUGCUGCGCUGGGAGACCGACGGCGAGCAAGCCGCGCGCAUCCGCCACCUGCAGGCGGCGCUGGACGCGGAGCGCCAGCUCUUUUGUAAAUACAUAGUCGAUCACUUCCGCUGGCAGCCCGCUUUGCGGGAACCCACGGACCCCCAAGCCGCGCACUCCUUGGAAGAGCCACCCCUAGAAGCCCAGAGCAACACUCGUGGCACCCCAAAGCCUGCUCGUCGACUCGGAUCUCACGAAAGCCUGAGCAGUGGCGUCAGGGUUAGCUCUCCAAACGACCUGCUGCCCACACGCGCCAGCUCCCUCGAAUACUUAGCAACAGCACAUUCCUGCUCACUCGACAGCACACUGAGUUGUCCCCGGGCUUCCGAGUCCGAGGUAGGAGCCUCUUCGACCAGCGCCCCCAUCUCAGACACCUCCAGUCCCCAUCCGCCGCCCCAGCUACCAUCAAUACAUAGAAAACCUACUGACCUGCAGGAAGAAAGACCUGAGAACAAGCCCGGUCAGGACUACAACGAACUGGUGAGGCAGAACUCGGAGUUGGCCGAAGCAUUGCAGGUGCUGAUUCGCCGCUGCUGUGACCUGCGUGAAGAGAACUUGCAGCUGCGGCGCGCGGGCUUCUCCGAUGAGGCCGAUGAGAAAGUGAAGUGGUUCAAGGUGAAGCACGCAGAGCUGACUGACCUCGCUCAGCGCCUUGAAGACAGGGCCCGCAAGCUGCAGGAGACCAACCUUCGGGCCGUGAGCCCUCCUGUACCUGGUGAGAGCCUCGAGGACCUGGGCCAAGUGUUUGCCCGACAUCGCGCUCAGGACCUGUCAGAACAGGCUGACGUGCUGCAAGCCAAGGACCUGCAAAUCGAAGCACUGAGGCGGGAAUGCCACCUGCUGCUGGCGCUCAUCGCGGCGGACCUCGGCAGCUCCUCGCUUCCUGGAGAGGGCGCCACCUGCGCACAUUGGUGCAACAUCAAUGACUUGGACCGGCUGCAGCGUGAGUCUCAGCGGGAAGUGCUGCGUCUGCAAAGACAGUUGACUCUACAUCAGAGUAAAGCCGGCGGCGCCCGGGCGGACGCAGGCAGCCUCAGCUCACCCUCCGAGACAGCACGACACCAGGUGCAGGCUCUGGAGCAGCAGCUGGGUGCACAGCGGCGGGAAUGCGAGAAGCUGAGCGCUCAGGCAGCCGCCGCAGAGCGGCACUACGAGGAGACAGAGGCACAACUGCAGGCCGCGCUGCACAAGGGCGCCAGGCUGUCAGAGGAGAACAUGAGGCUGCAGGCUCUGGCCAACUGGGUGAAGAAGAUGGCAAACGAGAACAGCAAUGUUCCCCGGCAGCAAAGCCACGCGAGGCUGAGGCAGGAACUCGAAGUCAAUGGCCUGCUGGCUGAGCAGCUGCUGCAACAAGCGGGAUAUGUGCAAGACAGGUGGUGGCAGCUGCAGCACUACCAAAAUAAAGCCCCGAGUGACCUCCAGGCUUCCGGGAAAGAGAUGCAGGGUUUGCAGUGUCAGCCUGGCCACCCCCCGGAGACACUGGAGACCACCCAAGCUUCGGAGUCCCAAGCCAGGGGUAGCAGGAGGUCCAAGUUCAAGCCAAAGUCUGAAGAACAUGAAUUGUCACUGCCUACCAGAGACAUACAACCUCCCGUUUGUCUUUCCCAGCAGGAGAACUCAGUUACCCUUGGGGAACCAGCUGGUGUCCUCCAAGUAUCAGACAAAAUUCCUACCAGUCAGCCUCUGGACUCCAGACCCCAAGCCAAGAAAACCAGUUCACACUCAAAUUCCUCCUCCGAGGUAGAGUCCAUGUGGGCUACAGUGCCAUCUUGCCUUUCUCUGGACAUGGACACAGCAAGUGAAGUGGAUGAUUUAGAACCAGACAGUGUGUCCACUCCCCUGGAAGCGAGGAGCGCUGAGGCUCCCACCACUCCCAAGCUCAAGAUCUUCUUGGCUAGGUAUAGCAACAAUCUGUUUGAAGGGCCUAGUGAGCAUUCUCAAGGCGAGCUACCCCUCACAGCCGGAGAUUAUGUAUAUGUCUUUGGGGACAUGAAUGAGGUUGGCUUCUAUGAAGGGGAGCUUGUGAAUGGGCAGCGAGGGCUAGUGCCCUCCAACUUAGUGGAACAGAUUUCAGGAAGCCCUAUCCUGAACCACCUAUUCCCCAAGUCCCCUGAACUUGGUCCCACUACACUACCAGCUGAGCAUAGCAAAGUCUUGAAGAAAGGCACCUUAUUACUUGGGGAAGUUAAGGGAUCAUUGGAAAGAGGCCUAUGCCAGGUGGGAAGGGCAGACUCUAAGACAGAUAUGGCAGUAAAGAUUUUGGAAACCAAGACAGAAGCCUGCUGGCUGGGCUUGAAACCAAGCAUGGAUGAGCAGAGUUUCUCCAGACCCCUUCUGGAGGCUAAAGGAGUAUUCUGUCUGGCCCCCAUGCAAUUACGGCUACAGAAUGUCACAGCUAACUCUGCCACAAUUACAUGGGCCUCUGGCAGCAAUAGAUACCCCCAUGUGGUGUACCUGGAAGAUGAAGAGCAUACCCUAACUCCCUCAGGUGUGAGCUGCUACACCUUCCAAGGCCUACAUCCUGGCACCCGGUACCGGGUGAGGGUGGGGGUGCAGCUACCUAGGGACCUGCUACAGGUGCUCUGGGAAACAAUGUCCUCCACUGUAACUUUUGAUACACCUUUAGCAGGACCCCCUGACCCUCCUCUGGAUGUGCUGGUGGAGCACCAUGCCUCUCCAGGUGUCCUGGUAGUCAGUUGGCUCCCUGUGACUAUUGACUCAGCUGGGUCCUCCAAUGGAGUACAGGUCACUGGCUACGCUGUGUAUGUGGAUGGGUUCAAGGUGACAGAAGUUGCUGAUGCCACUGCUGGAAACACCUUGCUAGAAUUUUCCCAGCUUCAUGUUCCCCUAGCAUGCCAGAACGUUUCUGUGAGGACCAUGUCACUGUAUGGUGAGUCUCUGGAUUCUGUACCAGCUCAGAUCCCCGAGGACUGUUUCUCUUGCUGCCCAUUCCUGGAGACACCUCCCUUUAGCCUCACAGAUGGUGACCCUUCUCCCUGCAGAGCUGUCUCCCCUGUUGGUCACCAGAAGCUGGUACAAGCUUCUCUGACUACCAAGUCCAGCCCCCAUAACCCCGGAAGCUGUGAGGAGCCUCAGGCUAAGUUCCUAGAAGCAUUCCCUGAGGAACCCCCAAGGAAGCAUUCACCAGUAUCCAACCUGAGCUCAGAAGGGGCAGACACCCAAGCCCAGGUACCUACUGAAGCCUGGAAGGACUAUGAAAAGGGCCCAUCUUUUCAGGAGAGUUCCCAGAACCACAAGCCACCUCUGCUCUUUGGCCAGUCUGGGGUGGAAGAAGACCGCUCCCUGCACAUGUGCAUCAGUGGAAGACCUGCCCCAGGAUUCAUCCAUCUCUCCCCAGAGAUUGGGCCCAGAGAAGUACUGUGUUCAGAGAAGCCUGACCUGGAGAAAGCCCUUCUUCAAAAGCAGUAUGCCCCGAUGCUCCCUCCUCACCAGCAAGGCUCCAUCCUGUGCCUGACAGCUGACCUCCAUCAUGUUUUGGAGGAGAAGGAGGCUCUGUGUUUAAGUUCUCGGUGCGCAGAGAAGCUAGGGCAAAGAAAGAACAAGUUCCAAAGCGGACAAAGACAGGAGACUCCAGGAGGCAAGAGAGAGUGCCAGUUUCAGGAGCCUACCUCAGUGCUGUGCCCAGUGCCAACCAGCAAAGUCAUUAAGAUGGCAAGUGGUGGCCCUGAGCAGCUGGGGACAGAAGCUAGCAGCUCAGGCAGGGUCUUCAUGGCCCUCUUUGAUCACAGCCCCCUGGUGAUGUCUGUCAACUCCAAGGCUGCGGAGGAGGAGCUGGUAUUCCAGAAAGGGCAGUUGCUGAGAGUGUGGGGUUCACGGGAUCCCCACGGCUUCUACCGUGGAGAGUGCAAUGGACAGGUGGGCAAAGUCCCUGGGCACCUGGUAGUCGAGGUGCAGGUGGGCGCUGAGCAGACUGGGGAGAGGUGGCAUUUCCCACCACAAGGGCACCUGCACUCUAAGGCUCAACAUGAAGACUUGGAGCGUCUCACCAACUUCCAAGGAUCUUUCACGCCUAAAGGGAACUCCAGAACACCCACACUGUGGACCCCAAAGACAAUGGUGGCAGCUCUGGACUAUGACCCCAGGGAUGGCAGAGCAGGGGUCCGGGCAAAGGGCAAGCUGGUGUUGAGGACUGGUGAUGUGGUCACAGUUUAUGGGCCUGUGGAUAAUAAGGGAUUCUACUAUGGUGAGUAUUGUGGACACAGAGGCCUGGUCCCAGCCCACCUGCUGGAUGACUUGCCUGUCCUUGGAGAGUAGGCACGACUCCUUCGUAGGGUGGUAGCCUCUGGCUGCCCACACCCCUUGGAAAGAGAAGCAAGCACGGGUACUUUCACACAACACCCCCUCCUCACCAGUCACCUUAAGCAACGCUGGCUUCCGGCAACAUCACCUGAAAGUGAUAACAGUCCUCAGAUAUCCUAGUGUCCAACAGAGGCAGGACUUAAUCUGAGUUAUUUCCAAAAGAAAACUAAACCAGCCAAGCCCUGAGAGUUUGAUAGGCUGUUUCAGACAUGAAUAACCAUGAUAGGUAUUAGAACUGCCUUUUUCUGUGGUCAGUAUGUUUUCUUUAGCAGGUUAACAUUAUCCAUCCAUUGCCUUGUAUGAAAGUCUCAAAAAAGUUGCGUCUUAAAAUAAAGAAGCAAUCAGUA